Rhizopus microsporus ATCC 52813 is the source of this 969-nucleotide messenger RNA. RefSeq lists its product as uncharacterized. The record is from RefSeq and is a predicted model, not a curated record. Lineage: Eukaryota; Fungi; Mucoromycota; Mucoromycetes; Mucorales; Rhizopodaceae. Gene Ontology annotation, cellular component: nucleus. Bases 1 to 969 code for a protein of 322 amino acids. The transcript has 4 exons.
AUGGAUCAAGAAACUUUCCCUACGAUCAAUUAUAUUGAAAUAUUUACUACAAGAGAUACAAAGAGGAUCGAUGUCACUGUAAUCAUUCAUGCAAACAUUCAGAAGGAACUCAAGCUAGCAUUUAAUGAGUUCGUUCUAGACACAAAACAGGCGCAUCAUCAGGAAAUUACUUCUCUUGUUGCUACAAUCCUUCCUAUGCCCUUUAUUAACUCAAGGAUAGCUGUACAUAUCUGCUUUAUCGAACAUGGUACCAUUGUUGAUACACAAUUUAUUGCAAGCUUUAUAUAUGAACAAGAUACUAUGAACACUUCUCUCAUUCGAGCACAUUCAUUGAAAGAUACCACUUAUCCUACCCUUCGUCCUCAGCCUGCCUCGGCCACUCAGCCAACUCCUCCCAUGUCUCUACCUUACAAUGACUUCUCGUCUGAUAGUGUUCAUUCAUGCAUAACAAAAACAUCUUCUUAUACUGAUUCUAUAUAUGUUGCUGGUUAUCAAUUUUGUCAUGAUCUCAAUCGCCAAAUAGAUCUCAAAAUUAUUGGUGAUACCAACGACGUCAUGCACAGUUGGGCAGCAGAAGAAAGGGGCAAGGGUCGUCGUUUGGUUCAGUUUUGGCGCCAAAAGGAACAAACAGAUAUCACCUGUGCGUUCAAACCACGUAACGUUUUCUUUACUACUUCAGCUGACUUGAUCGCUCUCAUUGAAUCCUUGUUGGGUACUAACUUUAAUGUAGACGAAAAGAAUCGCGUUCGUCGCAACCUCGAAGGACUUCGACCUGUUACCAUUGGCAAGGAUAAACCAGAGAGUGCAAACUUUUUUAAAUUAAUCAUGUCAUACCCUGAUCCAAAGCCACGCAACAUCGAAAGGGAUUUGAAGGUGUUUUCCUGGCGCUCCUUGCCGUUUGCCCUCAAAAAGAUUAUAUCAAAAUAUUCGACUCAUUCACUGGCAAGCAAAAUAUUGUGUCAUGAGUAG